ACUGUUCUAAACUAACUUACACCUCAUUAAUUCCUUUUAUUCUCUUCCACCUGUUUUUCAAAGUGCAAUAUCCAUGCAACUUAUUAGCCAACUUCCUAGUAGUAGUAGUAAUACUUGUACUACUACUACAACACAAAACCUCAUUACUAAAAUUCACAUACCAUCUAAAGUAAGUGUACCCUUUGAUAAUUAUUGUAAGAAUCAAUAUCAUGGUCUUCAAUAUUCACCUACAAAAAUCACCUGUAAAAUUCUAAUAAAUCCAUCAAAAAACAAAACAAGUAUACUUUCACCAUCCCUUCCAAAGCUCCAGCCACUCCAUACACCUCAAACCGAACCGCAACCACCAUUGCGACCGCCUUUUUCGAUGUCGCCGCCUCCAAAUUACCAAACUACCCUUAAUCCACUUCAGAGACUAGUAGCAUCAGCCUUGGAUAGUAUAGAGAGAUCACUUAUCCUAGACCAAGAAAAAAAAAACCCUCUACCUAAAACAGUUGACCCGGAUAUUCAAUUAUCAGGAAAUUACGCUCCGGUUCAAGAGUCCACGGUUCAGACCGGUUUACAAGUCAUUGGCGAAAUUCCACCCGGUUUACACGGUGUUUAUGUAAGAAAUGGAGCCAAUCCAAUGCUACAACCUUCUGGGGCCCACCACUUGUUCGACGGCGAUGGGAUGAUCCACGCCGUCCAUCUUGCACCAGGAAACCGGGCGACAUACUGCUGCCGGUUCACUCGAACCAACCGGUUGGUUCAUGAACAAAAAGCCGGGAGAAAUUUAUUUCCUAAACCGGUUGGUGAGUUUCACGGUCGGACCGGGUUAAUUCGGCUUGGUUUAUUUUACGCACGUGCAGCUAUAGGUUUAGUUGAUCCAUCACGUGGCAUAGGGGUUGCUAAUGCUGGAAUUGUUUAUUUUAAUGGAAGAUUACUUGCUAUGUCUGAGGAUGAUUUGCCAUACCACGUUAAAAUCAACGGUGGUGAUUAUAAUGAUGGUGUUGAUUUGGAGACAAUUGGACGGUUUGAUUUCGACGGGCAAGUAAACUGCCCGUUGAUUGCCCACCCUAAGGUGGACCCUAACACAGGGGAUCUUCACACAUUGAGCUACGAUGUACUACGUAAACCGUAUCUAAAGUACUUUAGAUUUGAUAAGUGGGGUCGGAAGUCACGUGAGAUACCAGUGUCACUUCCUCAGCCUACUAUGAUUCAUGACUUUGCUAUGACUGAAAAUUUUGUAGUUAUCCCUGAUAAUCAAGUAGUUUUCAAACUAUCCGAGAUGGUUUUGGGUGGGUCACCUCUUAAAUUCGAUUCGAAUAAGAUGGCCCGGUUUGGGGUCCUUCCGAAGGAUGAUUCCACCGGGUUGAGAAUCCAGUGGAUUGAGGUGUCAGAUAGUUUUUGUUUUCAUUUUAUGAAUGCAUGGGAGGAGGAUGAGGGGAAAACUGUAGUCAUAAUUGGGUCGUGCAUGAGUCCAGCUGACUCUAUUUUUAACGAAAAUGAUGAUCCAACCCAGAUCGAACUUUGCGAGAUCCGAUUGGACUUGGAGACGGGUAAAUCGACCCGACGGGUCAUAGUUUCGGGUAUAAAUCUAGAAGUAGGGCAAGUAAAUAAACAAAUGUCAGGACAAAAAACAAGGUACGUGUACAUGGCUAUAGCGGAGCCGUGGCCUAAAUGUAGUGGUAUUGCUAAGGUUGACAUAGUGACCGGAAAAAUUACUAAGUUCAUGUAUGAGCAUGAGAGAUAUGGUGGGGAACCAUGCUUUGUGCCAGCUACAAAAUUAAGUACUUGUACUAAUAAUGAUGAUAAUUGUGAUUUAGGACAUAAUGGUGAUAAAGAUUGGGAAGAUGAAGGGUGGAUAAUGAGCUUUGUAAGGGAUGAAAAUGUGGAGAGGUCAGAGUUGGUGCUUUUGAGGGCAAAGGACAUGAAGCAAAUUGCAUGUAUAUGCAUGCCAUCUAGGGUGCCUUAUGGCUUUCAUGGCACCUUUGUUCACCAACAUGAAUUAAGUGUACAAAGAAAUCACUAAUCGUGUGUUUUUUCUAUCUUUAAACUCUAGUCUUUUCACCCGGCUCAUUAAAUUCACGGCGUUUAGUAUCAUUUUGUACGUAGCUUUUGUAGUUUUGUACCUAUAAGUAAAUUGUGUAGAUAUAUAUGUAAGGCAUGCCAAAUUAGAGUGUUAAAUUAAAGAUGAUGAAAGAUUAGAUGCAGUUGGUAUCUUUUGAGUGA
Molecule: messenger RNA, 2208 nt
Organism: Beta vulgaris subsp. vulgaris (sugar beet)
Lineage: Eukaryota; Viridiplantae; Streptophyta; Magnoliopsida; Caryophyllales; Amaranthaceae
Product: 9-cis-epoxycarotenoid dioxygenase NCED6, chloroplastic
Exons: 1
Coding region: 74-2008 (644 amino acids)
Biological process (GO): carotene catabolic process
Cellular component (GO): chloroplast stroma
Molecular function (GO): carotenoid dioxygenase activity
Source: RefSeq, a predicted model, not a curated record